Molecule: messenger RNA, 2928 nt
Organism: Mauremys mutica (yellowpond turtle)
Lineage: Eukaryota; Metazoa; Chordata; Testudines; Geoemydidae
Gene: LMLN
Product: leishmanolysin like peptidase
Exons: 17
Coding region: 1-2037 (678 amino acids)
Biological process (GO): cell adhesion; proteolysis
Cellular component (GO): cytoplasm; membrane
Molecular function (GO): metalloendopeptidase activity
Source: RefSeq, a predicted model, not a curated record
AUGGAGACGCGGCGGAAGAUGGCGGCCGAGCCCCGCAGUCGGGGCCGGGGGCCGUACCGGCGGCCGCCACUCUCCGCCCUCGCCGCUGCGUUCCUCCUGCUGGGCUGCAGCCCGGCCCCCGCCGCCGCCGUCGCCGCCUCUUCCAGUUGUCACCACCGCGUUCCCAGCGGCGGAGAGGUUGUCUACAAAGUUUAUCUUAAGGAAAAUCAUGUUCUCAAGAGAAAUGUUGAUCAAAAACUGAGAAUUAAGACUAUAUAUGACAGAAGUGUCGAAGAUUUGCUCCCUGAGAAACGACACCUUAUAAAGAACAAACUUUUCCCACAAGCUAUUUCUUAUUUGGAAAAGACUUUUCAAGUUCGCAAACCAACAGGUACUAUUUUGCUAAGCAGGCAAUGCGCAACAAACCAGUAUUUAAGGAAGAAAGGUGACCCUCAUAGAUAUUGCCAAGGAGCCUGUGCAGAACACACAAGAUGUGGCCCAGUUGUAGUUCCUGAGGAACACUUACAGCAAUGUAGGGAAUAUAGUGCAAAAGAAGGGCAUUGGGGACCUGCUGGCUUACCAGACCAAGAAGGAAUUCGAGAUGCCGAUUUUGUACUUUAUGUCAGUGCUCUUACUACUGAAAGAUGUGGUCAGGAAAAUAUUAUUGCGUACGCAGCCUACUGCCAACUGGAAGCAGAAAUGGACAGGCCAGUAGCAGGAUAUGCUAAUUUGUGUCCAAAUAUGAUUUCUACUCAAGCUCAGGAAUUUAUUGGCAUGCUGUCUACAGUGAAACAUGAAAUUAUUCAUGCACUGGGUUUCUCUGCUGGGCUAUUUGCAUUUUAUCAUGAUGAUGAUGGAAAUCCUUUGACAGCAAGAUAUGCAAAUGGGCUCCCACCUUUUAAUGACAGUCUAGGUUUGUAUCAGUGGAGCAAUAAAGUUGUUGAUAAAGCAGUGAGGUUAUGGGAUAUACGAGGUAAUAAGAUGCUGCGCCAUGAUGUAUUUCUUCUGAUAACACCUCGAGUAGUUGAAGAAGCUCGGAAACAUUUUGACUGUCCAAUUCUAGAGGGAAUGGAGCUUGAAAACCAAGGUGGUAUGGGUACUGAGCUCAAUCACUGGGAAAAGCGAUUGUUGGAGAAUGAGGCAAUGACUGGAUCCCACACACAGAACAGGGUCUUCUCCCGGAUUACCUUAGCAUUAAUGGAGGAUACAGGCUGGUAUAAAGCCAAUUACAGCAUGGCAGAGAAAUUAGACUGGGGCCGUGAUAAAGGCUGUGACUUUGUGAUGAAAAGCUGUAAAUUUUGGAUUGACCAAAAGAAAGAGAAGAGGCAAUUGGUGAGUCCAUAUUGUGACACUCUGAGGAGUAAUCCACUGCAGUUAACUUGUAGACAGGACCAAAAGGCAGUAGCAGUAUGCAAUUUACAGAAAUUCCCAAAGCAGUUACCUCAGGAGUAUCAGUACUUUGACAGUCUUAAUGGAGUACCAUCAGAAGAUUUGCCUUAUUAUGGUGGCUCAGUAGAAAUUGCUGACUAUUGCCCCUUUAGUCAAGAAUUUAGUUGGCAUUUAAGUGGUGAAUUUCAACGCAGCUCAGAUUGUAGAAUAAUGGAAAAUCAGCCAGAUCCUUUAAAAAACUAUGGUGCAGAGAAAUAUGGACCAAACUCUGUGUGUCUCAUUCAGAAAUCAGCAUUUAUCAUGGCACAGUGCAGAAAAAAGCUCAGUUAUCCUGAUUGGGGUAGUGGAUGUUAUCAGGUUUCUUGUUCUCCCGAAGGGCUGAACGUUUGGGUCAAGGACACAGCAUACUUGUGCAGCCGCUCUGGACAAGUGUUAACUGUUAGCGUUCAGAUGAAUGGAUGGGUACAUGCUGGAAAUCUAAUUUGUCCAGCUUGUUGGGACUUCUGUGAUUCCUGUCCCCCUGAACGGGAUCCUCCAGCUUCUAACAUAACAAGGGCACUAUCAAUUGAUUUGUGCUCCUGUUCCUCCAGCCUGGUUGUAACUCUCUGGCUGUUGAUGGCUAACUUGAUCCCCUUGCUGACAGGAUUUCUUCUGUGUGUAUGGACUUAAGUGUGGGUAAAAAAUGUACUUACUCCAAGACUUCACCACCAUGCUGCAUUCCUCGAGUCAAGAGCACUACCGUAGUGCAACAUCUCUGCAGGCAGCAGUCUCACACUGGACGAUUGCCUUUUGGUCUAUCUCACUACUGCUUGUAGCCAAGAAGGUGCUCACAACAGCAGCUAGCUUUUAAGAGGAGGCAAAGUUUACUAUGCUUUCUCAAUAAGUGCCAGUAUUUUCGGAAUUCAGACCUUUAAUUUUAACAGUAACAACUUUUGAAGAUCAAAUAUGCUAGCUGCAUUAGGCAACUGGCAACUCAGUCAUUAGUGAUAUACAUGUGAAACUGUAAGAGUGCUUCUUGGAUUUUGUUUUGCUAAAUCCUCUGUGUAAGUGAUAGCAGGAUGUUGUUUUUUAGCAUCCUCAAACUGGAGAUAUACCUCAAUGUUUCUUUAGUGAAAAGCCAUGGAAAAAAAUCAGUUGGCAUUGCUGCUAGGAACCUAGGCUGAAAUGGGCUUUUAGCGAGUCUUGCAAUUUCAGCCACACACGCACAGACAUACACACAAAACACUGAUAUUAUGGCAUUGCUGCCAAAAUACUAUUCUGUACUUUGAAACUUAUGGUGAAUUGAUGGUAUAUUUUUUCAUCAGAUUUGUUUCUUUACAUUUAUUCAAAUAUUUUAGUAAUCCCACUUCAGCUUUUUGAAGCCCACUCUCAUUGAACGCGUGCCAGUUAUAUGAAAAUUGAUGCACUACGUAUUUGAAUCUUACCAGGGUAACUUUAAGAAGGGGGUUCACUGAUGUACUUUUGAUGGUAUGGUCAAAAUAUUUCACUUCACUACAGUAGUUUUUGUCCUUUACCUUCAGUAUCAGUGUUCAGAGUGCAGGUGAGGUGGGGGGUGGGGGU